This is a messenger RNA of Phalaenopsis equestris, 1110 nucleotides long. Its product is annotated as transcription factor PCF2-like. Gene Ontology annotation, molecular function: sequence-specific DNA binding; DNA-binding transcription factor activity. Gene Ontology annotation, cellular component: nucleus. The coding region runs from base 79 to 984 and encodes 301 amino acids. Lineage: Eukaryota; Viridiplantae; Streptophyta; Magnoliopsida; Asparagales; Orchidaceae. The transcript has a single exon. The record is from RefSeq and is a predicted model, not a curated record.
CACAGGGCCCAUAUUUUUAUCUGAAAGUAGAAAGGCAGGAGCUUUUUAGCAGAGGCGAGCAGGAAGCUCGCCUUUGAGAUGGACUUCCAGACCCCCAACAAGGAAGAUGCCCCCACAUGGAUCGCCGACCCCGGAGAAACCACCGCCGGCGGCCAAGCCGCAGCCUUUUCCUCCUCUUCCUCUAUUCGAAAUCGGCUAAUAAUGCCGAAACCAGAGUCCCUAGACACCAUUGCUCCCCUUCCGAUCAUCCCCCACCCUCUUCGCCGGACCAAAGACCGGCACACCAAGGUGGAAGGCAGGGGAAGGAGGAUCCGGAUUCCGGCUACCUGCGCCGCCAGGAUCUUCCAGCUCACCCGUGAACUCGGCCACAAAUCCGACGGAGAUACCAUCCGGUGGCUCUUACAGCACGCUGAGCCGGCCAUCAUCGCCGCUACGGGUACAGGAACCGUUCCGGCAAUCGCAACCAAUGUCAACGGAACUCUCAAAAUCCCCACGCAAGCAUCCAACCCGGCCCCAUCCGUAACUUCCGCAGCCGACGUUACUAAAAGGAGAAGAAAGCUUCAGCCCACCCGUGCAGUUGCGGGAGGAGGAGUUAUCGGUUACUUCCAGGGGGCCGACCUGGUUAUCCCUUCAGGUGGGGCGAUAUCGAUUUCAGCGGGGCUGGCCCCCGUAGCAGCGUCUAGGGUGGUGCCGAUGUGGACGACGGUGAGCGGCGCCGCCGCAAUUUCACCGGCGGCGGGCUGGGAGAUGUUUCCUUCUUCGGCGGCGACUUCGAGCCAGGGGCAUAUAUUGACUUUUCCAAUUGGGUUAUCCGCCACCGGAGUGAAUUUCGCAGCAGCGAGGCCUGUUUUAGCCGCCGCCGGUGCGGCGAUUUCGGAAGCGGUGGGGGGGAAGGAGGAGCUGGAGUUGAUGAAGGAAUCGGUGGAUGCGGACGAGUUCGAGGAGCAGAGGGGAAAGGUGAAACCUUUGUCUGAGACGGACUGAGAGAAAUUAAGUUUUUUAGUUUUUUUUUGGAUUCAGAAGUAUCUCAAAAUGUUGUUACUUGUAACCUUAAUCCUUCGUUAUGUCUGUUUUAAUCGUUGAUGCUAAUUUGAGUUAGAGUAAUUAAUU